This is a messenger RNA of Talpa occidentalis (Iberian mole), 1019 nucleotides long. RefSeq lists its product as uncharacterized. The record is from RefSeq and is a predicted model, not a curated record. NCBI's taxonomy places the organism in Eukaryota, Metazoa, Chordata, Mammalia, Eulipotyphla, Talpidae. The transcript has 2 exons. Bases 452 to 631 code for a protein of 59 amino acids.
GAGAGAUCUAGCAAGGCAGGGCUGAAAGGAGUGACUGGCAACCGGAUCCCUGCGCUGAGAGCAAGCGAGCUUAGGAAAGCAAGCUAACUUGAAGGAGUAGGGGAGGACAAGACUGACCGGUAGCCAGGCAGGCGGACGGACAGACGGACGCACUGACAGACUGAGCAGGCUCCAGAGAACCUUCACUCAGGUUCCUCCCGCCUUUCCCUUUGAAAGACAGGAUUUUGCCUUUUCCUUGGUGCCCGAGAGAGAGAGAAUGCUGGACUCUGCUGACUUCAGUGCAAGCUAAGAUUUCUCAGCUAGGGAAGAAAGAUCAGCCCAAUUCUGAGAAAGGGGGAACCAAGCUCCCUCGUCCCCAUUCCCCCUGCCCCCUCAAACCAAACUCGGGCGCCAAACCCAGCCCUUCCUUAACCACCCCACUUCCUCCUCUCUUUUCUAGCAUGGUGGCUUUAUGGACAGUCUGACAGAACAGAGACUGACAUCUCCCAAUCUGCCGGCCCCCCACCUAGAACACUACAGUGUUCUGCAUUGCACCAUGACCCUGGAUGUGCAAACUGUAGUCGUUUUUGCCGUGAUUGUAGUCCUCCUGCUUGUCAAUGUCAUACUCAUGUUUUUCCUGGGAACGCGCUGAAUGGAGUCAAGCCACCUGAGCUCUUGCGAACUCUUGCUUUGAUUUCAUCCCAAGAAUCACCGAGAAAAAAUAUCAAGACAGACAGACAGAGACAGGGAAAGAGAGGGAGCGAAAAAGCAAGCUUUCUUACUCAGGGGGGAAAACGUUUUGAGCUUCAACAUGGCCUCGCUGUGAUAUGGCUGCCUUGCAGCACCAAGGAUUGAUGGACUGGAACACUCUUCUCUAAGAAGGAGCUCUUGAGAAGGAAUAAAAUAUAAAGCCUAUGUAUUCCAUAUUCACAUUCUUGGUCAUUCUACCCACUGGUUAAUGGAGAGUUGACACUAUUGCUUGUCUUGUGAUCCAAUGAAGCUUGUGCUCACGGUGUCAUCUCCCUCUCUCCUACUCCUCA